Molecule: messenger RNA, 1756 nt
Organism: Adelges cooleyi (spruce gall adelgid)
Lineage: Eukaryota; Metazoa; Arthropoda; Insecta; Hemiptera; Adelgidae
Product: COP9 signalosome complex subunit 3-like
Exons: 7
Coding region: 214-1527 (437 amino acids)
Biological process (GO): ubiquitin-dependent protein catabolic process
Cellular component (GO): COP9 signalosome
Source: RefSeq, a predicted model, not a curated record
AUAUUAAAGUAUGCAAUGUUGUAAAAUGUAAAAUAAAAAUUGGUGUACAGUUGAUUAUAAUAAAAUAACAAUUAAAAUAAUAGUAAUAAAAUAUUUAUUAUGAAAGUUACGAAGAACUCUAUAUUGAUUUCCUAAACAUUUGUUUUUAUACAUCAUAGAAUUCUUUACUCGUUUACGAAUUUCUGUAAUUUAGACAACAAAAUCCACACCACAAUGACGGUUCCUCAACUUGAUCAAUUCGUGUUGACUGUCAGAAACCUGUCUAAUAUGUCUGGUGAUAAUCGAGAGUUAAAUGAUUAUCUCUCUAAACAAACCGACAUUCUUCAAAGAUAUGUGGCCCAUUUGGAUACUGUUCUAGAAGCUCUGGAUGUACAUGAAAAUUCACUGACGGUUCUUACUAUUUUGGGAGUAAAGACGACUGGUCAAAUACCCGGAGAUAUACCAGCUGUCCAGUAUCACACUGCGGUAGCAGCCCAAAUAAAUGAUUUUAUUACUGCCGUCAGUGAAGAAGAACUUCGAGCUUUGGCUGAGCAAUUGGCCAAUGUAAUGAAAACCAUGUUGAAAAAUCUUGGUGAAAUAAAUAAACCAAUGUCUGCUAUUCCAAUUGUGAAGAACGCUAUCAGCAAACUACAAGUUCAUUCAUAUCAACUGACCGAAGUGCAUAAUCUUUUGUGUCAGGCGUGUUUAAUGUCAAACAAUCUGAAGCCAGCGCUCAGUGUUUUAGACCAGGAUAUAUACGUGCUUGGCACUGAAGAGCCGGGAGUCAUAUUUGAUAUAAAAUACUAUAUAAGUUACUUCUAUCUUGGUGGUGUCAUCUAUACGGCAAUGAAGAACUAUACGAAGGCGAUCACUUUUUACGAAAUUGUUCUUACCACUUUAUUACCUUCCAUGUCGCAGAUUAUGAUUGAAUCGUAUAAAAAAUAUGUAUUAGUCUCAAUCGUACAUUUGGGAACAGUACCCGCUAUCCCAAAAUUAUCUCAACCACUCAUAGAAAGAGUAUUGAAACCUGUUUGUCAAGCUUAUCUGGACAUAAUACCUGCUUACCAAAGUGGAGAAGCAGAAAAUCUUCAACGAGUCAUAACCAAAUACGAAGAUGUCUUUCUGAGAGACAAGAAUAAAGGACUAGUUGGGCAAGUUGUUAAGGCGUUGCACAGAAAGAAUAUACUUAAACUGUCCAAGACUUUUUUAAACAUGUCUAUUGCUGAUUUGGCUCAAAAACUUAAUCUUCUUAGUGUAGAAGAGGCCGAAGAACAUCUUUUGAAUAUGGUUGAAUCUGGUGAGGUAUUCGCGAAAAUAAAUCAUCAAGAAGGAAUAGUUACGUUUAGCGACAUGCCUAAAAAAUAUGAAGAUCCCAUUGUGCUGAAACAGAUAUUAGAUGAAAUUACGGGCAAAAUAGAAUUUAGCAAAAUGAUACAAAUAAUGGAUGAAGCGAUAACGACUAACCCAAUGUUUGUAAAGAAAACAAGCACCGAAGAAGACGGACUAUCCAUUGGCGGACAAGGUUCAUCGAAAAGUUAUCAGUCGUAACAAUUAUUGGAAUUUAAUUAAGCAACAAUAAUUAUACCUAGAUUACAUUAUUUUUUAUGUAAAACGGAUUGUAUAUUCCAAUACACGCUAAAAUUGUGUAUUGAAAAACCUACAUGUAUAAAAAAAUUCAACAAUCAAAAACUGAUUGGCUAAAAUAUUGCUAAAAACAAAAUGGAAUUGCUUAUGCUUAAUGUUUAACCAUAAAAUUAGAAAUUGUAAUUUUAUUGCA